AUGGCUCAAGACGAGCUCACCGGCCAUGACAUGACACAAGAGGGCGCGCAGCGAUUCGACGGCGACAAGAACAUUUUCGCGCUCUCUGACCAGCAAGAGGCCCUUGAAUACCACGCCUUCGACAUCCACGCGCAGCUCCAGCGAUUGAAACGGCAAGAGUACGAACUGGAGAAAUUCCUCUCAUUCGAACAGGGCAAUGUUGAAAAUGCCAUCAUGUAUCAACAACUCGACUCCGCCAACGACUUCCAAUACCAACUCGUCGAUCGCGCGCUCCUCAAGUACGCCGAGACGAGGAACCUUUACGGGCUGGACAAGUGUCGCCUCGUCGCCAGGAGGAAGCAUCUGAAUGCCUUGAAGGAUGAUCGUGGCACCGUCGUCAGGUUCGCCAGCGUGUUCCUCAUGCAGCGACUUCCUUUGCAGUCCUUCAAUCCUCGUCGAACGGACUGCAAAGUCGGCGUGAGCAGUGGAGAGGAGGGAACAGAUCCGCCUUACCAGGUCACUUUCCACAACGACUCUUCGACGGCUCUGGAACUCUACAGGCGCGCGUUUGAGAUCAAACUGGCAGGCGUUGUACAYCUCGAGCCCGACACGCGGCCAAUGUGCAAGACCCAACCGCCCGCCACCGAGGACGAUGUGCAAAAGUACAACACUCGCGUGGCUGUGGAAGCAGAAAGAUCCAAGAACAGCGCAGAGAAUCUGAGUUCACUGUUUUUCCGAGGUGCCAUGAAACAAAACCAGAAAAGCCUGGGUCAGAAGCGACAAGACGACCUUCGCAAAGCUCAAUCAUCAACGGGCAAGAUCGCCAAAGCCUCGACGAAACCWCGCAAGGUCGGCAAAGAUUCCCAGCAAGAUCGCAACGCUCUCUUGAAAAGUCUGGUAACCGAAGCAGGCUUUCCAAGACGCCCCUCAAUGAUGAGCGUGAUUGAUGAGCUGGUCGCCCAAAAUGCCCGCGAUGCUGAGCGUCAGGCAGAGCGAGCGGAGCAAGACGCUCGAACUACCAAGGCCACCGAGCUUCUGAGCGGCAUGGUGCUUGGAUCGAAUGGAGAAAAGGAUGAGAAGCUGGAAGAACAGUGGGACAGCGUGAAAUUGUCUCAAGACUCGCAACCACUGUAG
This is a messenger RNA of Ramularia collo-cygni, 1113 nucleotides long. RefSeq lists its product as uncharacterized. Bases 1 to 1113 code for a protein of 370 amino acids. The record is from RefSeq and is a predicted model, not a curated record. The transcript has a single exon. NCBI's taxonomy places the organism in Eukaryota, Fungi, Ascomycota, Dothideomycetes, Mycosphaerellales, Mycosphaerellaceae.